GUUGUCGUGCAUAGUCUAUGCUGUAAUACCAAUCCAAGCCGGAAAGGUAGAACCCUUGGUAGAACAGAUAGCCCAAAACCAUGAAGAGCACACUGGUAUUGUGUGCAACUGUCUUCAUUGUUCUGGGUUCAACGGCCGGAGGUGCAACAGAAAAGGACCUGCAGUACCGAGUGCGCCGCCAGGAGCCGCUCGCCUUUGCCAAACACCCUGUCAGUAUCUCCGCGGAGCUGGAAGACACGGUCAUCUUCGAAUGCUCCGCGGAGUCCAACGGUGGACAGCCAACUUUAACAUGGUAUAAGGAUGACCAGAGGGUUACUUCGUCCCAGACCGGAAUAUUUCUCCUGGCCAAUAAGAACCUGUUGGUGCUGGUGUCACGUGACAACCUGGGCACCUACACAUGUCAGUUGGAGCUGGGUGGUGACGUCAUCAGGACUGACGCCACGCUCACUUUACAAUCAGACGAAGAGAAAAUUGAAUUUCUUGAACGGCCUCAGAACGCGUCUGUCAACUUUGGUGAACGUCAGGUGUUCAGGUGUAAGGUCGCUGGUGACCACCAACCAACAUGGCUGAAGGACGCGAGCUCGAUGUUCCUGGACGGACAGCGGGUGUUCCAGCAUCGGGGGGACCUGCACAUCACCUCCGCCACCGUGGCUGACACGGGCCGGUACACCUGCCAGGUCAGGAACGGACAACACACCGCGGAGGCGCACGCCUGGCUAGCUGUGAACGUGGACACUGAGCUGGUCUGCGGUCGCCCGGUGUACAAGAAGGGUCCUGAAGGUUUUAUCGUUGGCGGUACGGAGGCUGACCCCGGGACCAUCCCGUGGCAGGCCAUGCUGUGGGACGUCCGGCCCAGCAGAAACAGGCACUUCUGUGGCGGCGCGCUGGUCAACUCUCAGUGGGUCGUCACGGCAGCGCACUGCAUUGUAGAGGCGGAGGUUACAAAGGACGACUUCAUCGUUCGCCUCGGGAAGCAGGUGGCUAAGCGCGGGGUUUUGGAGGAGAACGAGCGGUCCUACACGGUGCAGGAGGUUAUCGUGUACGAGGGAUUCGUCCACGACACGUACGACGCAGAUCUUGCGCUCAUACGCCUAACAGAGAGAGUCCUAUACACGGACUACAUCCUGCCGGUGUGUUUGCCGUCCGUGGACCGGGCUAGGCGCCUCAUCCGGCCGGGUUCGGCGGGGACUGUGUCGGGAUGGGGUCGUGUGGUGGAGGGAGGACCUUACUCUAAUGUACUGAAGAAGGUUCUGAUUCCCAGGGUGUCCCAGGGGCGUUGUCGGAAGGCCCACCCACAGUAUGACGUCACCAGAAACAUGUUCUGCGCAGGUCGGCCCGGAGGAGGGGAGGACGCGUGCGACGGGGACAGCGGAGGUCCUUUCACUGUGUAUGACGAAGACCGUGAGUACUUGCUGGGGGUGGUGAGUUGGGGAGACGGCUGUGCGUUGGCGGGAAAGUUCGGAGUGUACACUCGUCUGCACAAGUUUUUCACCUGGAUACAAGCGAUCGUAGUGGAAGAAGAAUCGCAAGAGGACGCAGGGUGCGUAACUUCAAACCUCGGUGCCAUCGCAAACGGCAGGGUGGUUGUUGACAGCAGCGCCACCCCCGCCCAAGCCCGGUACUUCUGCGACGCUGGAUAUCGUUUAGAGGGAGCCGCAGUGCGCGUGUGUGAAGUGGGCGGACGAUGGAGUGACGAACCACCAAGAUGCACAGCAUUACAGUGCCCGCCCGUCGAAUCCCCGAGAAACGGAGUCGUGCAGACACCAAGGCGACAGCACGGAGACAUGGCCACGUACACAUGCGACUCUGGGUACGAGCUGAAGGGGCCGAGAAGCCGCGUGUGUCAGUAUGGACAGUGGGUUGGGAACGAGCCCAGGUGUGAACCCAUGGGUUGUCCCAUUCCAAACCGACCUGAGAACGGCCACGUACGUUUUGAGACCCGCACGCACGGCUCCCUGGCGAUUUACACCUGCACUGCAGGGUACGAACUGGCCGGGCCCCACAUGCGGGAGUGCGUCAACCGACAGUGGACCGGCAGUCAGCCAGUUUGUGAGAAAAAGGCGGUACUGUGUCCGCCUGUCGAAGCCCCGGCGAACGGAGCCGUGCAGGUGUCGGGAAGACAGACCGGAGACAGGGCCAAGUUUACCUGUGCUCCUGGGUACGAGAUUAGAGGGCCACAGAGUAUCCUGUGUCAGGACGGAGUCUGGGCUGGGGACGAGCCGACAUGUGAGCCCCAAGAAGAGGACUUUCCUCGUGACUGUACGGACUGGUACGACCAGGGACAGAGGGACUCCGGGGUUUACUCCGUCCAGCCUCGGGGCUCAGACGAUAUCUUCAGCGCCUGGUGUGAGUUUGAGGACGGUGUCUGGACAGUCAUCCAGCGGAGACAGGACGGCUCUGUCGACUUCUUCCGCAACUGGCAGGAAUACAAGGAUGGUUUUGGUGAUGUGGCCGGUGAGUACUGGCUUGGAAACAAGAAUAUCUACUUCCUGACCAACCAAGCAAAAUACAAGCUGCGGAUAGAUCUGGAGGACUUCGACGGGCGAAAGUUCUUCGUCGAAUAUUCACAGUUCCGAAUAGAGAACGAAGCCGACGACUACAGGCUUCGGCUCGGGAACCACUCGGGAAACAUCGGGGAUGGCAUGACGAAGCUGGACCGAGACCAACCCUUCACGACUAAGGACCACGGCGCCAGGCAAGGUUCGCACUGCGCAAGGGUACAGAAAACGGGCUGGUGGUUUGGUGAGGUGUGCCUCAACUGGGCCAACUUGAACGGAAUGUACAAAGAUAGUGGUGAAUACACGGGAGAGCAAAAUGGCAUCUUCUGGUUCCCACUCAGACUGAUCGGCUACCCAAAGCUGCACUCCCUGAAAAAGGUGACCAUGAAGUUACGCCGCCUAGCAGAACCUGGUGGAACAGGUGAAGUUAAGCCAACUCCAACACCGGCCCCAGAAGAGUGCACAGGACAAUGUGGCGGCUCAAACUGUGAUUUGAAAAGUGUGGUGAAUCCGAUUGACCACAAAACGUCUGGCUUUAACCAAGGAGCAUGGAUGAAGGAUCCUACAGGAGACCCAGACACCAUCUACUACAUGAACAACUACUACGUAGGGUCCAUUCUGGUCUACAGAAACCUUGACGACUUCAAGAACGAUCGGCUGCAGAACACUAUCAAAGUGUCUGCCUGUGGUACAGGCCAUGCUAUCUACAACGGUAACUUCUACUCUACAAGGUAUCACAGCAACAAGAUGUUCAAGAUGAACUUAAAGACAGGAGCUACAGUUGAAAGAAUCCUUCCGGACGCCGGAAGUAAAAACACGUACCACUAUCAGGGAAAAGCUCUCACGGACAUAGACUUUGCUGUCGAUGAGAAGGGAUUAUGGGUAAUCUACGCCACGCCCCAAAAUGGCGGCCGUAUCGUGGUGAGUCGACUGGAUCCAGAGGACCUGUCCAUCAUCCAGACGUGGAAUACGACGUACACGAAACGAAAUGCCGCCAAUGCUUUCAUGAUAUGUGGAGUGCUGUAUACAGUUGUUCGGCAACGAGGGGUCGACUACUCCUUUAACACGACGACCGGAGAGGAGGGAUCCCCCGGCCUGCCGUUCCCUACGGUGACCAGUGACAUCCGGCAUCUGUCGUACAACCCCCGGGAACGGAGACUGUACGCCUGGCGGGCAGGGCACCAAGUCACGUACGACUUAGAAAUAUCCGGCCUGCCUGACAAAGAGAGUCUACCAAAAUUAUGUAGAGGAAAAUUGUGCAAAGAUUGUUCUGAUGCUUUCAACUACCAUAAACAAGAUGGCGUCUACACAAUUGAGCCAGAAGUGGGUGUGUCAUUCCAGGUCUACUGCCGUAUGGUUGAUGGUGCUGGAUGGACGGUGAUUCAGCGGAGAAAGGACGGUUCUGAAAAUUUCUUCCGCACUUGGGACGACUACAAGAAUGGAUUCGGAAGCCCAGGGAACGAGCAGUGGCUUGGGAACGAGAAGAUCCAUGCGCUCACCAAACGCGGCGUGUACAAACUCCGUGUUGACCUGACCGAUUUCCAAGGAAAUGAAGGAUUUGCAGAGUACGACUUGUUUUACUUGGCGGGUGAGAAAGACCGGUACACACUGAGGCUGGGACGAUACAGUGGCACAGCGAAGGAUUCCUUAAGUUACCAUGCAAACCUACCGUUCAGCACCAAGGACAGGGACAACGAUGGUUUCUGGUCAAAUUGUGCGGCCAAUGACAAAGGAGGUUGGUGGUACGAUGGUUGUUACGCCUCCAACCUGAACGGACAGUGGUACCCAGCGGAGUCCCACACACGGCACCCUGACGGACUGGUGUGGUGGCAGUGGCCGUACUGGGACAACAACUACCACUUCUCACUUAAGUCUACGGAGAUGAGGAUCCAGUUCCAACCAGACGCUCAAGAUACUGAAUUGUACGUAGACUGUGACGCGGUGAAACGCUCAGGAGAGCGGGUUACCGGAGUGUUUUGGAUCCGUCCGAGGGAGACGGUUGAGCCUUUCCCCGUCCACUGCGACUUACAAGACGGCGAUGCCGCCUGGACCGUCAUCCAAGAGCGAAAUCACACCGUGGGGGAGAACUUCACGAGGGGUUGGGAAGACUACAAGAACGGCUUCGGCGUCAUUUCCCGAGAAUACUGGCUUGGUAAUGACAAGAUACACCAACUCACUAAGGACGGGGACCACAGAGUCAAGGUCCAAGUUCACUCGUUCAGCGGUCUACAAAGAUCGUACGAGUACGAUAACUUUAAGGUGGCAGGAGAAGAUGAGAACUACCGCCUGACGUUGUCUGGUUUUACAGGAGCCGGUUCGUGCAUGGAACGUGUUGGGACCGACUUGAACGGGAUGGCGUUCAGCACCAUGGACAGGGACAAUGACAAGGUCGGCUACAGUUGUGCGGAGAGAUGGAAAGGAGGAUGGUGGUAUAGAGGGUGCACUCAACUAAUACUCAACGGGGUUAUUAAGGAAUACAGUGGUCACGAGGAGUAUCGUGAAGUAACGGGAAGAGGAGAGGGUCUUUGUAACGUUUGCUUACAGCAAGGCCCACCCGUGUCUCUAAAUUGGGUCAGUAUCAAGAUACAGGCAAGGGAGCAGCCUGACGUGUAUCGGGACUGUGAUCACGCCCGUAGCGAUGGGAAAACAGCCAGCGGGAUCUACCAGCUUCAACCUCGGGGGGCAACCCAACCUUUCUCCGCCUUCUGCGAGAUGGAGUCUUCGAAGGGAAGCUGGACUGUGAUCCAAAGACGAACCAAACAGGGCACGGUUAACUUCACCCGAGGCUGGGAAGACUACAAGAGAGGGUUCGGUGACCUGGAGGGCGAGUUAUGGCUCGGGUUGGAAAACAUAUUCGCUCUGACGAACCAGGGACAAUAUGCGCUCCAGAUAGACUUCAAAAGCUACACAGGGGUUUCCGGCUACACUCUAUACUCCUCCUUCAAAGUUUCCAGCGAGAGUGAUCACUACCGCUUGCACCUGGGGAACAGGCGAGGGGGCAUAAGCGACUGUCUGAAUACUCGCUCCACAGGGAAAAACGUCACAGGAAUGGCUUUCACGACAUUUGACAGGGACCAUGACAUGGCACGCUAUAAUUGUGCAGAGAAGUACAGAGGUGGCUGGUGGUUUAACAGCUGUUCCAGCGUGAUUCUCAACGGAGUGAAGAAGUACUGGAGAACCCAUGAUCAGUACUACCAGGAGGUUCGCCAGGGUCUCGGUCUGUACAACGUCUGUCUGCAACAGGGGCCGCCAGUCUCUCUGUCGGACGUCACCAUGAAGAUAUCUACAUUCCCUAAUUUGUCAUAGUUCAAGUACAUGACUUUGUUAUCAAUUAGCAUCUAAGCUUAUGAAACUAAAAUUUAACCUUGUAAAUGAAUGUCUUUGUGUGCAUUCAAUAAUCGACGGCAGUAAAAUUUGUGGUUCACGUUUUUUUUCAAUUAUUUUUUAUCAAAGCAUAUGUGCUGAUCUCUGGUUACCAAACCUUUUUAUACCUCCCGAGUCCUACCUCUCCGCAAAUAGGUCUGGGGGCUGUAGGACUCCGGAGCUAUAAUAGGUUUGGUAACCAGGGUAGCUGAUCUCACCAAUAAGAUUUGUGUACGUAUGUGUGUCAAUCCUUACUUAACUUCGUUUGAUGGUAGCGUCUGUUUUGCUAGGUUUCCUGUGCUUGUUGAUGUUAUGGCAUUUGUAAGACAUCCAGGGCGUCUUG
Messenger RNA from Branchiostoma belcheri (Belcher's lancelet), 6204 nucleotides. RefSeq lists its product as uncharacterized. The record is from RefSeq and is a predicted model, not a curated record. NCBI's taxonomy places the organism in Eukaryota, Metazoa, Chordata, Leptocardii, Amphioxiformes, Branchiostomatidae. The coding region runs from base 81 to 5804 and encodes 1907 amino acids. The transcript has 23 exons. Gene Ontology annotation, biological process: proteolysis. Gene Ontology annotation, molecular function: serine-type endopeptidase activity.